Molecule: messenger RNA, 1946 nt
Organism: Colius striatus (speckled mousebird)
Lineage: Eukaryota; Metazoa; Chordata; Aves; Coliiformes; Coliidae
Gene: RWDD2B
Product: RWD domain containing 2B
Exons: 5
Coding region: 145-1020 (291 amino acids)
Molecular function (GO): protein binding
Source: RefSeq, a predicted model, not a curated record
CCCGGGGCUGCCGGUGGCUGCUGGGCAACGGGAGGCCGCUGCCGGGGUCGGAGUUCACGGGACAGGUUUGCUCGGCGAGGGAGUGGAAGGUCCUAUGCGCGUUGCUGUCCACCUCUGCGGCCGCGCAACCAGGAGACGACAGAAAUGAUGAACCGAGAAGAAGCCGAGAUACAAAUUUCAGAAUUGGAUUUACUCUCUAGCAUGUUUCCUUACGAGGAAGAGUUCAUUGUGACUGACCAGCUGGCUGUGGCAGAACUGAAGCACUCUGUUGAAAAUGAGUCUGCAGAGAUGCCAUCUUCAAAAGUUCAGUUUAUACUGAAUGUAAAGACAGAGGUCUCUAAUGCCUCUUUGGUGGAAUUCUCUAUGUCCUGUGCUUUACCACUUAAAUAUCCAACUGUUCUACCAGAAAUUACUGUGAGGUCACCAUUAUUAAGCCGUUCACAGCAGAUUCGUCUGAACUCUGAUCUAAAAAUGUAUUUGAUGCAAAACUGCAGUAGUGAGCCUUGCAUCCUGAGUGCAAGGGAAUGGGUUAAAGACCAUGCGGCUGCUUACAUUGACAAAGAGCUGUCGUCUUCUCCAGUGACAACAUCAAAUGCCAUGCAGUCAGAAGUCGUGUUCACUCGAUUGUGGAUAUAUAGUCAUCAUAUUUACAACAAGCAAAAAAGAAAGAAUAUUAUUGACUGGGCCAAGGAACUCUCUCUGUCUGGGUUUUGCAUGCCAGGGAAACCAGGUGUUGUUUGCGUGGAAGGUCUACAAAGUAGCUGUGAAGAGUUCUGGUCAAGAGUAAGAAGAUUAACGUGGAAAAGGAUUCUCAUUCGGCACAGAGAAGAUGUUUCUUUGGAAGGUGGAGGACAGGUUGAGAUUCAGAAACAAAGAAAGUUUUCCACUUUGGAAGAAAAAUGCUUUGAUGCACAUGGAGCCAGAGGAAAUCACAUGGAUUUGGGGCAGCUCUAUCAUUUUUUAGAAGAAAAAGGAUGCGCUGACAUUUUUCAAAUGUACUUUGGGGUCGAAGGGCAUUGAAGGGGUUGAAGAUCACCACAGGUCCAAGUGCCCUCAUUUGUACAUUAAUCCUUGUAACAGAUUCCUUAGCUUUUCUGCAACAGUUGAUUAGAGAGGGAGUUAAUAACUCAUGGUUUAUAUGUUUAAUGCAGUUUUCAUUGAAAACAAAUACCUGGUGAAAUCCUGAAUAAUGGUAAUGACUAAGUGGAUGCUUUAUUACACUUUCUGGUUUUAAGGACAUUUAGGGUAUAUACCUAAUAAAAAUGAAUAACCUACCAAGCAGUUACAGAAUUAUAAAUGAAUAAAUAGAUGGACUUAUGGUGAAAGAAUAUAUGAUUAUGAAGAGACAAAAAUUAAGUGUAGAUGUCUCAGGAGACAAAAUAUUAUGUUUACAUUAUUUAUUACUGUUUACAUACACUACAGAAAGACUUUUUUGUAAUGAUCUUUUCUACUACUUUCUACCUAAAAAUAUGUUAAGCCAUGAGAUUUAAUAUUUUAUUAAAAAAAACAGAAAAAAGGAGGGAAUGAGUUCAUAAAAGUCUUGUUCAUGUAAACAAGAGGAGCUAGGAUGCUGGCUCUUAAGAAUUUUCUGUAGGAAAAUGUGUAUGUGUGGGUAAGAGAGGUGCUAUGGUGGCUCCACUAGGUCUGUAACUGAGGAGUCUAGUGUGUUUACUCACGUAAAAGCAGAAGUUAACCAAGGAUUGCGCUGCCUUACAGCUCACUCCAAAACAGUAGACCGAUCCUCACCCUGCUGAAACCAUCAGUUCAGGCAAUUACUCUAAUUUUAGAGUGAGUUGUGCUGUCUACACUUUAUAGAGUCUGGUUUCAACCAUGUUGUAUCAACAAAUGCUGAUCUGUUUCUUGGCUUAUGGAUUCUGUACCAAAAUCACAUACGUGUCAUAAAAAGCAGACCUGGGUUGCUUCUGAUGUUGAUUAAAUGUUUGUGG